This is a messenger RNA of Ictalurus punctatus (channel catfish), 8596 nucleotides long. It is a transcript of the gene c1ql3b, whose product is annotated as complement component 1, q subcomponent-like 3b. The coding region runs from base 7249 to 8004 and encodes 251 amino acids. The transcript is spliced from 2 exons. Gene Ontology annotation, molecular function: protein binding. The record is from RefSeq and is a predicted model, not a curated record. Lineage: Eukaryota; Metazoa; Chordata; Actinopteri; Siluriformes; Ictaluridae.
AGACGUCUCACCUCACCUCACCUCACAGCAUUCUGUCUAUCCGAGUGGAGUCGGAGGAGGACAUGAGCACGAAAAGGUCAGUGUAAUCAUAGGGACACCGAGAGAGAGAGAGAGAGAGAGGGGGGGAAAAGUGGAAAAGAAAUUGGAAAACUGAGAAAGAAAAUGGGAGGAAAAAAAAAAAAACAUUUAAAAAAUAUGCUUUAAAUAUUUUUAAAUAAAUCAAUAUGUAUGUACCCUGGAGGUAUGAGGCAAAAGUUUUAACCCCUAAGCCACCGUGCCCCCACAAAUUAACAUUUAAAAUAUUAAAACUUCUCUUCGGGGGAGUCACGUGAUUUUUUUUUAAAUAAAUACACACUGGAGAGACACCUUACACCUCCAGGGUCCCCAGUUUGAUCCCCUGGUUACUAUCUGCUUAGAGAUUCAUAUAUUCUCACUGCAUCCAUAUCGGUUUCCUCUGGGAUCUCCGGUUUCCUCCGAGCCUUCAAAAACAUACCAUUAAGUAGAGUGGCUAUGCUAAAUUGUCCCUAGGUGUGUGUGUGUGUGCAUGGUGCCUAGCAAUGGACUGGUAUCCUGUUCAGGGUGUAUUCCUGCCUGGAUAGGCAGCGUUCCCUGGAUAGGCUCCAGAUCCACCGUGAAUCUGAGCUGGAUAAAGUGCCAGUGAAUGAUUUCAUUUACAUUACAUUUAAUAAAUAAUUUCUCAGAAAAAUAAUCCAAGAAACGAAAGAAAAGGGCUGGAUGCAUGGACCUUACUCUCAAAGUCAAGGUUUGAGCGCCACAAAGGGUUGCACUCGUUAAACGUGUAUUAUUAAAAGCGCUGUUCAAAACAACACUGGAUUCAAUUUUCUGGGAUCCUUGGUCACGUUGGAAACGGCUUCACCACACAGUAGUGCACGUUCCUUCUUCUCCGUUCAAACGCCUCUCAAAACCUCAUCCCUUUCGACCUCAUCCGCCAAGCUUUCUGUAAGAAAUCUACAAUUACACAACAAUUAAAGCCCUGCAUGUGGAACGCUCUGAUCGUCACCAGGGCAUAAAAAUCACACAGCGAGAAGAAGAACCAGACUGCCAAUCAGCGACUAUUGUUCUGUUCGUCUCUCGCCUCGAACUGUGAUCUUCGCUCCGCGGCAUGCGUUACGUACACUACUAUUUGGAUAUGAAACGUUCCGGUGAUGGCUGCCGUCAUUUCAGUUCCGUUAAUUGGCUCGGAGAGAGCUCAAAAUAGUGCCAAACAUCAGCUCAGGUGGAGGAAACGGCGACGGAGAGCAACGCAACGAAGAGAAACCAUCAGUCGUUUACGAGGUGAUGCCGAUUCACGUCAACAUGAACGGGAAGGAAUAAAACACAACAGGGCACGCUGAAGUUGAUUCGUUUCCUUUAACAGCAUGUUCCUCUGUGGUUUCUUCCUCAUAGUCCUAGCAAUAGCAAUUCACCAAUGCUAACAUUUUUAUUUAUUAAAAAAAAAAAAUGUCAUGUUUAUACUUGUAUAUUUAUAGUUACAUUUACUGUUGUAGAACAUCUUCCAAAACACUUAGUUCCUGUCAUCACUUACAUUACAGCCGCUAUAGACGGUUGUUCCCUCACCAGCCUCUCCCCCCAGUCCCACCCCCUUUCUCUUGACGCUACCCAGGGAAAAAAACGAAACGCGGAUUAUGUUACCUUACUAAGAACUCGUAAAAGGCAUAAAAUUCCUACGGACAAAACAAAAAAAAGCACCGACACUGGAGACUCCUUCCGAAAAUAACGUGAAAUUAACGUCUCCGCAUAGAAAUCAUCAACAUGUCGACGAUCACUAGUGAGAAUUAGCGGGAAUUAGUUUUCAUCGCCGGGUGACAGGUUUUAGGGCGGGAGGAUUUAAAGAGGCAGGUGUUGGGUGACGUCACGUCUAAGAUUGUUUUGGAAAUCCUGUCGAGUGUCAUAUUUAACAGGUAUUAAUCAUUACAUUUCCGGCAAAGAAUCGCUCCGAUUUCACAAGUCGGAACGCUGAUACGGACACUCGUAACUCACUUGAGGUCAAAGGUCACUUGGGGUCUAACGUCGCUAACAAGAAUCACAGACGGAGAGACUUCCACUUGUCCCAUAAUGUUUCAGCGUUCCCCAUGAGGUUUUGUUCAUAUUUAUAGAUGACGGCAUUUACACAUAUAUUUCAGGUUUCAUUACUACUUUACAACCAAAAAUAUUUUUUUAAAAAAAUCAAAGAAGCAAACAUGUCUUGGCUAAUCAGGUACAUUUCGGCUAAUUCAAUUCACUUCGAUUUGUGACUCUGAAAACUUGUGUAGCACUUUUAACAAUGGACAUUUUCACAAAGCAAGUUUACAGAAAUAUAUCAAUUAACAGAUCAUUUUCGAUCAAUCCAGAGGUCACGGUGGCAACGAAAAGCUCUCCGAGACGAUACGAGGAAGAAACCGUGAGGGGAACCAGACCCGAAAGGGACCCCGUCCUCAUCUGGGUGACACCGGAUAGUGCGACUAUAAAUAAAUCCCUGUGUGCAACAUGGUCAAAUAGUGCAACUGUGUAGCCAGGAAAUCCGUCCUAGUUUUCACGAGGUUUGUUGACAUUAUCGACGGUUCACUGAUGGAUGCUCAGUCCUAAUGCUAUCAUAGCAAUUGCAGCCAUCUUUAUGGUUUCUAAGUGCCUCUUUAGGCUGUCCGUGUGGGGCCGUCCUCCGCAACAGCGAGUGCUUUCCAACUAAUGAGAACGCCGAGCAGAAGUAGCGUAUAAAAACCGACUUUGUUUUAUAAACCCGCCGUCCGCGAUUAUGCACUGCACGCGUCUCUCAUGCACGUUUUCCCAUCUCUCUCUGCGCCCGCCGGUGCUCUGUCUGUGGUGCAUUAGUAAUGCUCCCCCUCUGUCACAGACUGAUGCAUCUCCAGAAGGAACGAGACAUGGUCAGGUCUGGGUUUGUGCCAGUCCUGAGGAGUUCACACUCAGUAGGAACUCUGAUCGUGAACAUUACAUAAGUACAAACGAGCCUCGUAUCGUGGACCGACGUUUCGGCCAUGCGACCACGAUGCGAUGAUUUCGGUUAGGAAAGACAAUGUACGAAUAAUACUACUUUAUUUUGCUUUAUUUUCAAGCAAUAAACUCACUAACGCCUUAUUAUAAGUCGGAUUGUACUCGAGUACUUAUUUGAUUUUUGACUUCUUUUACACCGAACGGGCGUGCGUCGUCGAUCCGCUCGGAAAACGUCAGGCACACAGACCCGGUGAUGAACUCCGUGACAUCUCAACACGCGUACACGGUGUCUGCUGAAGGUGCAGGGGAUUGAAAAGCACCCCGCGAUGGUGUAUAGACGCUGUCACAAGCCUACUGUUUUGUUGGCGCUCUUUUUAUAGCAUUUUACCAGACCGAGACAUGAUGGAACCGGGUUUUUUGAAAGAUAAGAGUGAUAUACACUGCACUGCCAGGAGAGGUUUUGAGGAUAACUGUAAAGCAUUACCAUUUAAUCACUAUUAAAUAAAAUAACACAGACUUGCAACUCAUCGGGUGAGUCAACGAUCGCCAUUGACGGGCUGAAACUAACCGGAUUGGGUUUUUUAGCAUUGACUGGUUGGUGAUGGUUUUAAUUAGGCUAUAAGUUUGUUUAUGUUUUGGGAAAUAACGCCAAUUUUGUACGUUUGAAAAGAUGGGUGCAAACAAAUAUUAUGACUGUGUGAGUUAAAAGCAACACAUCUUUAGCUGAAACUAAUCAUGAACUGGAGUGAUGUAGCUGAGGUUGAGGAACUGUCUGCUUCCUACAUCUGGGUUUUUCUUUAGUGUUUUAUUUAUUUAUUUAUUAAUUUAAAUGUACUGUUCAGGGCACGCCCACUUCAGAUGUAAAUCCGAAGAGAUAUACAGAUAUGGAAAUUGAUGCACAGACUCAGAGGGCGGGAGAUUGUUCUAUAGGUGCUGUACUGAUGUUAAGCUGCAUGAAACCUUUUAUGAAACUGACAGGCGAGUCCAAAUCUAUUAUAUUGUCACACACAGACACAAAAGUUUGUUUCAGGAGCGUUAUAUAAGCGUAGUAAGUCAUCCCUCGGCAGGAGAGAAUGGAGGCCCAGUAGGAGGACAUGCUUUGAGGGGGUGAUGGUGUGCUCACACCUACUCUUCCUCCGGUCUCAUCUGUGCUCGAGCGCUGCGUUCUGGCUCGGCACAUGCGCCGGGGCGAGAAACUUCACAACGACUUCAAUAGAAACACAGUCAUCAGGGAACAGCAGGUGACCAAUGAGGUGAUGAUCCACACACCAUUGAAGAAGUAAAAGCGCUGAACCUGAUCCAGGUUGAUCUAGUAACACGCUGGUAGCAUUUGGAGCAUCUUAAAUGAUAAAUAAUAACAAUAAUAAUAAUAAUAAUAAGAGAUAUUCCAGUUUAGUAAGCGUUGUAAGGGGUUGACUGCUCAAAGAAAAUGCGCUCACGCUCCCCUGGAACGGUUUGUCGGUGAUGUCGGCUCAUUUCGGUGUGUACGCUUCGUUUUACAAAAUGCACGGACGUCAUGCAUAUUUCAUUUGAGGACCCUUUAGAACUGCCAACAGAUCGGCUGCAGGCUGACGGCGUCUGAGCACAUUACCAUAACGCAAAAUUUUCCACGAGUCAUUUCGGAGAGGGUUUAUGUCUCGGCAUGUUUUAUUCAAGACCUUAAUAGACAAGUUAUUUCCAAAUCAAAAACAACGCCUGCUCUGUUUUCUCCCCUCGUGCCUCAUCACGUGUUCAAAUCAAACAUGUAAACUUGUAUUUUUUGACAUGGGAAGGUGAACACAAUAUGUACUCACAGUUCCAAGUGGCUAAAAUUGUAAGGACCAUUAACACUUGUAUGAGCUGACUAAUGAAAGGGGCUAAUAAUUUAGCUAACUAGCCAUUAAAUAUUUGGUGCAAACGAUGUAGUGGAAACAAGACAAGAUUAUCAACAUUUUCCUCAGAUGUGUAGGUAAAUUAUUUUGAAAAGGAUCCUUACUGCUAAUAUUACGGAUAAGCGCCCGCUAACAACCGCCGCCGGCUGCUAACUUCUAUGUGCUCAGUACUCAUAAACUCGAAGCUCUACGAAAACGUCGUACAAACAAUAUAAAAGCAAAAUGACAGUGGAAACAAAACAAGAAUAUCAACAUUUCUCUCAGAUGUUUUGGUAAAUUACUUAAAAAAAAAAAAAAAAAAAAAAAAGUCUUACUGCUAACAUUCCAGCUAAUUCCUGCUAAUUAUUAGAACUGACUGCUAACUUCUAUGGGGUUCGUACGCCCAAAGAUUUGAAUACACCAAGAGUGAGUUAUGAAAUCUGGACUUAUUAUAAGUCUUCCGAUCUGUAUUGUUUAAUUACCCAAAACAAAGAUUUGAGAAAAUUCUCAAGUAUACAGUUUGCCUGUCAUACCCAGUGAAGGAGGUGUGGCGUCAGUGCCUGUCAGCCCCAGUGAAGGAGGCAUGGCUUUACAGCCUGUCAGUCCCAGUGAGUCCUCAGUGCCUGUCAGUCCCAGUAAAAGAGUUCUGUCCUCUGUGCCUAUCAGUCCCAGUGUAGGAGAUGUGGCCUCAGUGCCUGUCAGUCUCAGUGAAGGAGGUGUGGCGUCAGUGCCUGUCAGCCCCAGUGAAGGAGGCAUGGCUUUACAGCCUGUCAGUCCCAGUGAGUCCUCAGUGCCUGUCAGUCCCAGUAAAAGAGUUCUGUCCUCUGUGCCUAUCAGUCCCAGUGUAGGAGAUGUGGCCUCAGUGCCUGUCAGUCUCAGUGAAGGAGGCGUGGCUUCAGUGCCUGUCAGCCCCAGUGAAUUAGGCAUGGAUUUACAGCCUGUCAGUCCCAGUGAGUCCUCAGUGCCUGUCCUCUGUACCUAUCAGUCCCAGUGAAGGAGGCGUGGCCUUUGUGCCUGUCAGACUCAGUGAAAAAGGUUUGGCUUUUGUGCCUGUCAGUCCCAGUCAAAGAGGCUUUGUCAGUUCCCAGAAUGCUAGAUUUUGCCUUCCCUGUACAUGAGCCGCUCUGGCUACGAGUCUCCUCCAAAUAAAUACAUUUAAAGCCAUGUUUCUUCAGUUCUGCCUGAAAAACACAAACACGUUGAGGAUCUUGAAUGUAAUAAAGCCCUUCUCUAAAGUGAAAAAGUUGCAGCUUGUUUUCAGAGGCCAGUUUGCUGCACGGCUGUUCAUCUGAACAUACCAUGUGACUCAUGAUCUGCGCUAAACGUCCAAAUGCACUGAGUAAGCGGCUGCGCAUGCCAGCUGGAGAGGACAAGACAGGCCACAAGCUAUCAUUGACUCAGAGGGUGUGUUUGUGAGUGGUCGUGGGUGUAUGUUCAAAAGUGCGAGCAUUCAUGUUCCUCUUAUGCGAUAUUUUGAAACACCACUUUCCUCCCAGGUGAAUGUGGAUCUCAAUUAUACCGACGAGACAACAUGCAGUGCAAAAACAUUUCCCGCGUGCUGUCCCACUGAGUGAUUACGAUGUCCUGAAGGGUUUUAUUCCUUACGUUAAUUUGUUAACGCUGACAACUUUUUAUACAUUAAAAAGAUAGACGUCCUACUUUCAAUUGACCGUUGUGGAAUCAUGUUUGCCUCUUGGAAAGGGGGCGGAGCUGAGCAGCUUUGCGUUGCCUGGUGGUGGAGACGAUUUCUGGGCUGGAAAAAUGUAAACAGAAGCUCUGAAGGAAAGCAUGUGGAACAAUCCAUUCCAUGGCCAGAUUUCAAAUCACAGUUCUUCUAAGUUAUCUUUGAAGUUAGGUCAUUAUUACAGAUCUAGGAACAUGGUUGAGAAUUUCAAAUGGCACCUUUAAGAUUUCUGUUAUUCUAUUCUAAGUAUGUAUUUUUAAAAUACUUACAAAUACCAGAAAUUUGUAAGCAAGAAGUACUUGCUAAUCGUGUAGGACGCGGCAGAACUCCAUAAAUACUGUUUAUUAUGGGAAUUAAUUCACUUGGGUAAUUUCCAAGGCAUCGCUGGUUAUUUAAACCUUCACAAUCAAGCUGUUGGCAAAACAUGCUCUCCCCCUCCCUCUCUCUCUCUCUCUCUCUCUCUCUCUCACACCGUAUCUUCCAUUUUCUCCUCCUUUAUCUCUCACUUUUCCUCCACCUCUCUCACUCAGAUGAGAUGUGAUGUGCUCUUCUCACGCGUUUCUGGUCCCUUUCACGACUUUUACGCAUAAUUAAGUCGUGAUUACGCAUCUUGAGAGCACGAGCUGAUUCAUCCAGGUUAAAGAUAUCACUCCGUGCAGAAGCAGGAGUAAGAUAGCGCGCAAAACGCAGCGCGAGGAGCGCCCGUCGCUGUCCGGGCUGGGCGCGAGAACGCGCGCGGUCGCGGCCGGCAUCCUCGGCGUGGCCAUGGUGCUGGUGCUGGUGAUCCUGAUCCCGGUUCUGGUGAACGCGGCCGGAACCGACGCGCGCUACGAGACGCUCAGCGCCUGCAGGAUGGUCUGUGAUCCCUACGGCACCAUCAAGCCGCCGGCGCGCGCCACCGCAAGCGACCCGCGCUCCAUCCAGCCUCCGACCACUUUUCUGCGCGGUCCGAAAGGUGAACCGGGGCGCACGGGGCGCACUGGCCCGAGGGGUGACCCAGGUCCACCUGGACCACCUGGCCCGCCGGGAAAAGUCGGAAAUCCAGGACCACCCGGGUUACCCGGACCUCCGGGAAUGAUCGGUGUGAGCAGCGGCGUCGUAAACGCGGCCACGUACACCACAGUACCCAAAGUCGCUUUUUACGCAGGGCUCAAGAAGCAGCACGAAGGCUAUGAGGUCCUCAAGUUCGACGAUGUGGUCACCAACCUGGGCAACCACUACGACCCGGGCACCGGCAAGUUCACCUGCUCCAUCCCGGGAAUCUAUUUCUUCGUGUACCACGUGCUCAUGCGGGGAGGCGACGGCACGAGCAUGUGGGCAGAUUUGUGCAAAAAUAACCAGGUGAGGGCGAGCGCCAUCGCUCAGGAUGCAGAUCAGAACUAUGACUACGCCAGCAACAGCGUGGUGUUACACUUGGAGCCUGGAGACGAGAUCUACAUCAAGCUGGACGGCGGCAAAGCGCACGGAGGGAACAACAACAAAUACAGCACGUUCUCUGGGUUCAUGAUUUACGCAGAUUAACCCGGGACAGGACUUGCCGCUUACGUGAAAGUCAACCUGCCUGGUUUUUCACUCAAGAGGCAUUCAAAUGAAAGGAAACGCUGCGAAUAAACGCAAUUACAGUGUUCACUCGUGAUUAAAAGUUCUCGUCCUUAAAGCUGGACAAGACGGUAUUGGAUCACGAUGGUUAUGAUAGUGUAACGUGUGGGAAAAUCCUUUAAAAGGUUCAUUGGACGUAGUGACCUUAAGCAUGUGGUGACUUCAUCCAUCAGUUAGAUUAUAGACGAUUCACUGUGAGGUAUGGAAAAGAAAAGUUCGGUUAAGUAAUCAUGUUGUGUUUGUUUGCUGGUCAGUUUUGUGCUCAGUCACAUGUUCUGAUGAGCUUCAUUUUGAGUUUUACUAAGACGACCUACUUAGAAGUAAAAACGGUUCUGCAGAAGAUUCACACCAACGUCAAUAUAUUGUACCUCAUUUGAUCUUUGUAUCGCUUUAUUAUUGAAUAGCAUAAACAUUGUGCGAUGACGAAAAUAAACGAAACGUCUCUAGUGCUGUUCUUGCAAAGCAUUAUGGGUGAGAGAAAGGUCAGCAGUGUAUACCUAUGGCACGAGAACCA